Molecule: messenger RNA, 7196 nt
Organism: Schistosoma haematobium
Lineage: Eukaryota; Metazoa; Platyhelminthes; Trematoda; Strigeidida; Schistosomatidae
Product: Transcriptional repressor NF-X1
Exons: 14
Coding region: 1-4734 (1577 amino acids)
Biological process (GO): transmembrane transport; negative regulation of transcription by RNA polymerase II
Cellular component (GO): membrane; nucleus
Molecular function (GO): DNA-binding transcription factor activity, RNA polymerase II-specific; zinc ion binding; RNA polymerase II transcription regulatory region sequence-specific DNA binding
Source: RefSeq, a predicted model, not a curated record
AUGUAUCCCGAUGCCAGAAAUAACCCACGUUUAUGUAGAGGCAAUAGAAAUAUACGUCAAGCAAAGGGAACCACUCAUCGUGCCUCUUCUCGUCCAGUAACAUCAGCACAUACCUACUGGUGUCCAAGUUCAGUAACAGAUAAUUUUAACAGUGGAUCUGGACAUCAUAACCAUUAUAGACCAUGUGACAGCCUUUGCUACCCGUAUAGGGGAAAUAAUCCCUGGAUGACUGUCAGUGACUUUUCAUGCCAUCCUUCAAGAAACUCUGGCCACAGAAGAGGUUUUCCAUAUCCCGGACAUGUAUUUGGUGGCCAUCAAAUUAUUCGGACGCUAUCAACCUCUGAGUCUUCAACCAAUCCAAACUAUUCGGUUGAGUCCACCUACUUAGUUCAAGCUGGUUCUUCAGAAAGUGAUACUUCCUUGUCUGUUCGGCAACGACCAACAGCUAACUUAAAAGUAGAUUGUAAACCUAAUAAUCAUGAUAAUUUGAGAAGUAACCUUAUCGAUGAAUUGCGCAAUAGCACAUAUCAGUGUAUGAUAUGCAUUUCAGAAAUUCGUGUUACUGACCGAAUUUGGUCAUGUGCUACGUGUUAUCACAUUUACCACCUAUCAUGUAUCAGGUCUUGGGCCAAAAAAUCAUUCCAGGAACCUAACAUCGAGUCUGGUUCAUCUUCCGUUUGGCGCUGUCCAUCUUGUCAAACAAAUUAUGAUAUGUCUCCCCAACUAAUUUCUUACCGAUGCUUUUGUGGACGCACUGAAAAUCCUGAAUUUCACCCUGCUCGUUUUACAAUACCACAUGGUUGUGACCAGGUUUGCAGUAAAGUGAAACGUAUAACUUUUGCAUCCAAUUUGUCUGAUUAUCAGUGCACCCAUCUUUGCACAGAACUUUGUCAUCCAGGUCCAUGCCCUCCAUGUUUAGCAACUAUCACUUUGAGUUGCCCAUGUGGAAAAUCUCAACGUCCUGCUACUUGUGGUGAUCCUAAUCUUCAACCUUGUGGUCAAAUAUGUGAACGUCAGCUUUCAUCUAAUUGUGCAACUGGUUUUCAUACAUGUUUAUUAACUUGUCAUUAUGGUUCUUGUAAUCCUUGUCAGUGGAUGAUUGAAACAGCUUGUUUUUGUGGUCAGGAUAAUAAUGUAAAGUUGAUUUGUGGCAGUAAUGAAAUACGGAAAUGCACUUUUUCUCAGAAAGAUUUACAAACUUUACGUACAGCUUUUGUGGAAUUUCAAAGUAAAAUAAUCAGUAACGAUCAUUCUGAUAUUUUAAAACUCCAGCAAAUAUCAAUUGCUGAUGACUUAUCAUUACAUGCUAAUGAUGAUUUAAACAAUAGUUUAUCCUCUCAAUUAUCCAAACCUGAUUUCCACAAUACUGAUUCAACUAGAAUAGUUAAUGAUAAUAAUAAACAAAUUAUUUCAUCUGAUUUACUAUUGGUUAAAAUUGGUCCUACUUUCUCAUGUGAUCGUGUGUGUGGUCGUCAAUUAAGUUGCAACAAUCAUAAGUGCUCAAAUUACUGUCAUUCUGGAGAAUGUCCACCUUGUGCGCUUGAUCCGGCAUGGUGUUUAACCUGUCCUUGUGGAAAAACACCUCUCACUAAAUUGGUAUCAACAAGUUGUUUAUACGGCAAUCGACAAUCUUGUACGGAUCCUCUACCUACUUGUCCUAAUAUCUGUGGGCGUCCUAGAUCACUAUGUGGUCAUACAUGUUCAGAAUAUUGUCAUACUGGCCCUUGUCCUCCAUGUGAAUUAUCUAUUUCAUUAAAAUGUCGUUGUGGACAAAGUUCAAAAGUAAUGACAUGUCAAGAGUUCUCUAAAUUAUCAGAUAAAGAAGGCGCUCCUGAACUCUGUUGUCAACGUGUAUGUAAGAAGAAAUUAAUUUGUGGUCGACAUAAAUGCAAAACAUUAUGUUGUAAUGAUACUAUACACUCAUGCCCUGAAAUCUGUGGUCGUCGAUUAUCUUGCCAACUACAUUAUUGUGAAGAACAGUGCCAUUCAGGCCCAUGCAAUUCUUGUUGGCGUGGUGUGAUUUAUUCAGAACUAGUAUGCCGUUGUGGUCACACCAUACUGCAUCCCCCACAGCCCUGUGGAUCUAGUGCACCUGAAUGUAAUCAACCUUGCAGUCUCAUACAUAAUUGUGAUCAUCCAGUUAAACAUGCGUGUCAUAUGGAACCUAAGUGUCCACCUUGUACAGUCAUAAUGAAUAAAGUUUGUCCAGGAGGACACGGAGUACAGUUUAAAGUGCCUUGUUUUCAAGAAGUUCGAAGUUGUGGGCGAAUUUGCAAUAAACCACUUUCAGGUUGCUCACAUCUUUGUCAGCGUAAAUGUCACGCCGGUCCUUGUUUGGAUCUCACUACAUCCGACGAAGAAUGUGAUACUGUAUGCAUCCAACCCUGUCAGAAACCUCGUCCUGGUUGCGGACAUCCAUGUGGUUUACCCUGUCACGAAGUUCGAAAUCAAUCAUGCUUGGAGGCUUUUUCUAAUCACGGUUCAGAAAGCCAGUUGAUUUGUACUGCAUUAGUAGAUGUCGUCUGUCGCUGUGGAAAUAUCAAGCAAAAACAACAGUGUCAUCAGGUGUAUACAAAGCAAUAUCUACUUUUGGAGCAUGAACGCAAUAUGAGCAGUGCACCAUUGACAGGUAGUCAUUCACUUUUUACGGAACAUGAUUCUCAAAAGCCAAUACCUCUAUUAGCUUGUGAUAAUUCUUGUACUAGUUCUACAGAAUCACAUACAACCAGUCAAUAUGCUAAUACAAGCACUUGGAAGAGAGGUUUAACAAACAGUUCUGAUGCUAUGUUGCCUAACUUAGAUGAAGAUGAAUGCCCAUUUGAUCCUCCGGAGUAUCCUGAUCAUUUAAAGCAGUUUGCACUAAGAAAUUUUACUUUUGUUGAAAAUAUUGAAGAACAAUUGAAAAGUAUGAUUAUGCAGUUCUGGAAAUCCAAUAUUGAACCUACUGAUCCAAAUAAUCCUAAAGAAUACCCCAAAGUUCUGGUUCAUCAUUUUCCGCCUAUGAAUAAAAGAAAACGUCGAUUCAUUCAUGAUAUUGUAGAAUACUAUGGUAUGGAAGCUUGUACAUAUGAUCCGGGACCUAACUGUCAUGUAAUGGUUAUUGCGAGACGUGGUUAUUCCAAACUACCUGCAGGAUCAAUGAGUAAUCGUGGAAGCCUUACCAGUGUACUCAAACGAGAAUAUCCUGGAGCCGUGAAGCUUUCCAACGAACAACCGAAAAUGGUAAAAGAUCCUAAGACUGACUGCAAUGUAUCACCUGUUUCAAAUAUUUCGACUUUGUCUUAUGCUCAAAUACUACAUAUUUGUGCUCUGUCAUCGUGGCUCACAAUCUUCAAAUCAAACGUUGCGUCCAUGCCGUCGAUUGUGAAUUGUCGUUUAACUAGCUCAUUCGUUAUUAUUGCUUCAACGUUAAGUUCUAUAACGCCCGGUUUAGCGUUCGGUUUUUCUUCGGCAUGCACUCUCCAAGUGUACUUUACGAUCUCGAAAUCUGCGAUUUUCGCCAGUUCAUUGAACAUUGGUGGUCUUUUAGGCGGGUUGCUAUCAGCGCAUAUGUUGUCAACUGCUGGAAGACGUUUUACUCUUUUGGUAUCUUGUAUUCCUACUGUGUUAGGCUGGUUAUGGAUGUAUCUAUGUUCUGACGUAAUAUAUCAAACUGCCUUCCCAACGAAUUUAUUUGUUUUUGGUCGUCUUUUAACUGGAUUGGGGGCGGGAUUAUGUAUUCCAUCUUCUGCCACAUAUAUGUUAGAAAUAUCUCCAACUAAAAUUCGUGGUAUAGUUGGUUCAUUACCUCAAGUUGGAAUAGUCACAGGGAUUUGUAUAUCUUUUUUCAUGGCUAUGUUUACGCUCUGGGAACAAAUCGCCCUAGUAAAUUCCAUUUUCUCCAGCGUCAUACUAGUUCUCGUAUGGCUUCUCCCGGAAUCUCCGAAAUGGCUUCGAAAAGCUGGCCGUAUUCACGAGGCUAACAGUGUUAGCAUACAGUUGUUUGGGGUAGUCAGUGGACAUUCUGCGGAUACGAUCGAUUUAAACGAAAGUAUAACCAAUAGUGAAACAAAACAGCACUCAUUAUGGCAUUAUAUCUUUCCAUGUUCACUUGUUCCGUCAAGUCAACAACCUCAAUUACGAAUGGCUACAGCCCUCAUGAUAUUUCAACAGUUAACUGGUGUAAAUGCUAUCCUCUUUUUUGCUGAAUCAGUUUGUCUCAUUGGAAAUGCAAAAUCACCUCCUAUUUGUGCCUUUUCUAUAGGCUUUUUUCAAAUGAUAUUCACUAUUUUAGCAGCUUUUGUUAUCAAUCACGUGCGUCGAAAAACGUUGCUUCAGUUUAGUGCCUUUAUCAUGGUUAUAGCUUUACUAGCCUACAGCAUUACAAUUUCUGCUUAUUCAUACAUUGAUGAACUUGGUCAGUUUUGGAUUAUUUUAUUUAUGUUUGGUUAUUCAUUUGGCUGGGGACCAUUACCAGUACUUAUUAGCAUGGAAUUAUUUCCAGUUAGUAGUCGUGGAAAUGCUGUCAGUGCUGCUAUCGCUAUCAAUUGGAUCUUUGCUUUUAUAAUAACAGAACUAUUUGAAAUAACUGGUAAUUCAAUUAAUCCUGCCAUAGUAUUUGUCAUAUUUUCUAUAUGUUGUUUAAUAUCUAUGGUUUAUGUGCAUAAAUAUUUGCCAGAAACUAGCGAUGAAUCAAAUGGAUCAACAUUAGAUACUAUUUCAUCAUUAUCGUAUAAAUCACAAUUAAGUGCUUAAUGAGAAAGUAUUUUCUAUAAUUUCUAAUACAAACACUAAUUAUUACUGUUUUUGAUAUUUGUUUCCUUAGGAACCAUAUUUUUUUCACAUUAUUUUAAUUUUUUUCUCGUAAGAGUCAAGUCUCCCUUGACUUGUUCUUUUUUAUCGCUUUCUCUCGUAUAAUUGAUGUUCUCGUUUAUAUGUGUAUAUGCCUGAUUCAGAAAGAUUAAUAUUUCCCUAUUCCACUUACACACUACUCAUGCUUCAUUAUGUGUUGCAUAAGUACACUUUCCUUUUUUUUGUAGAUCAUGACAAACUUAUUUUUUAAAAAAAUAAUGUCGAUAUUUGUUUUAUGUUUUGUUUGUUUUUUUUUGUUUUUUUUUUCACAACAAAUAUUACGUAACAUUUGUUCCGAUAGUUUUGAUUUUUCAUUGAGUGAUCAAAAUAUGAUUUGUUGCUAUGGUUUUUGAAGUUGAUUUUGUUACCUAAAUACCCAGGUAAAUGGUGAAAAGUUAUUAUUAUUAUUAUUAUUAUUAUUAUUAUUAAUGGCUUUAUUCAAUAUUAUAUUUUGGUACAAUAUAAAAUUCUCAGCACAGGGUAUUUUAACAAGUUACUUGCGCAAAAAAAAACCGUGACAAAGACAAAAAAAGGGAGAAAAGGUUAAAAAAAACGAAAAACUGUACAACUUUUCAAAUUAGAGACAUGUUAAGAAUGCAGGUUAUUGACUAGGUUAAUUCUAACAACCUUUACGUCACAGAGUAUAUUUGCUAGGUAAGGUAUUAUCGAGUUAUUUAUUCAUUCUUUUGUUUUUAAAUAAUAAUUCACUUGUUUAUCAGUUAAUGUUUUUUAUUAAUGAUAAUUACUUCUUAGUAUAUUCUACAUCUUAUUAAUUUUUGUACAUGAAAUAUGAAUUGAGAAUUUUUUUUCAAGUGGUACCAAUGGGAUAUUGGUUAUUUGUUCUAAUUUUAUGUCAUAAAGAAAUUGUUUUCAAUGUGGUGUUAUAUUGUGUUACAUUUUAAGAUAAUGAAUGAAUAUUUGAAUAAGAAGUUGUCUUGUAGAUGUAUUUGUUGUUGAUGAAAUUGUUCGUUUUUUUUUGGUGAUCAUCAUUGUGUAACAUUUAGAAAAAUAUCAUAAUUAGACUGACGGGAUUUCUAGGUAAAGUCUAUCAAAUGUAUCCGUGGUAGACUAAAAACAUUUCAAUAUUUUCUAUAAUGAUUAGUAUGAAGUUCUGGGAAAUUUUAUUUAGAUCACGUCGCGAUCUAAGUAAAACAACCACUAGAAAGCUGGAAACACUGGGCAAUCACUUCGUUUCAGUAGGAGAGUUUUCAGUCGUGCCCAUCUUCAACUUCUCAAGGAGGAAUAAUAGAAAUCAGUAUCUCACGUUCGAAAGCUUAAUCUCUAUACCACUAGUGUGAUAGUCUAACUUCAAUCAAUCCACGAUAUUGUGCAAACACCUUCACUAAUAUAUACUUCAAACCAAUAAAUUUAGUGGAUGUAAUUAACUGUAACAGCAACAGUAGUGAUGUAGAAUAAAAACACAAAGAGAACACGUUAGGAGUAAUCCAGUAGCCAUUUCUUAUAAACCGAUAAUACUUUACAUCACUACAAUUGAUUUUAUCUUAUAUCAUUUGUAGUACAUAGCGUAUACCUGUGUCACAAACUCUUAUUUAAGAACUCAACUCAAUGGGUCAGACCAAUUUCGAAGCUCUUUAUAAGUACGUAUCCCAUUCUCAUUUGAUUAUACGUUUGCUUAUCUUCAUUAGAAGACAUGACUUAAGUGAUGUGUACACCUUUUCAAGUUUCCUCAGCACAUUAUUAAAGUAAAAAGUAUGAGAUAUUCACGAAACAGAAUAUUAGGGGUAGGUUAAAAAAGUAUUUAAUGUUUCCGUUACACUCCAACGUCAUUCGUUCCGAGUCAAUGAUCAUAGUUGUCACAUAGAACCUGUUUUGUUGUGAUCGCUUAGCAGAACAGAUCAGAUCGGUAACCACAUGGAUUGAUGCAGGCUACAGAUUUGGAUACUUAUAGCCUUCUUUUAUUCUAUUCCCAUCCCAGUCAGUCUACGAUUUCAACGUUGUUGGUGGUUAGAUGAAAAAUCAUUCAGUUGUUUCAAACAUUAUCAACCGAUCAAUAUCUGUGAUAUUCAUGUCAAAGAAAGUUAUUCAAGAGUAUUGUAUUCUUAGUUAAUUAGAUAAUUAGUUUGACGAUAGAUUUCGUCAUUAUAAUCUAUACUUUUAGUCCCUUAUUUUAAACUAAUAAUUGUGUGAUACACAUACAUAUUUCAAACAUAUGGUCAAAGUAAGAAAGAAAAGAAACAAACAUGAAAAGUUUAUUCUGUUACGUAAGAGAAAAAUGAUAAUAAUUGACACGUAUCAGUAUGACAAAUUUCAAUAGUAUCAGGUUUUCCGGAUCAUUGUUUGAUUAAGUCCAUCUUAUCUGAUCAUAAUCAACAGUUUAUUGAAUGAAGAAAGAAUAUCGAAGUAAG